AUGGCUACUGGGCAGAUUCAUCACCUGCAAACUUUGUCAAAUGAAGAUUGUUGGAAAUUAUUCACUGAACAUGCUUUUGGAAAUAAUGUUGACCUCAAUGACUACCAAGAUCUUCAAACUUUACUGUUGUCAUGGUGUAAGAAGCUUUCUCUAUUACCAAAGAACAUGGGAAGCUUAAUAAACUUGCGAUAUCUAGACAUUGAAGGUGUACCUUUGAAAGAGAUGCCACAACAAAUUAAUCAGAUGAAACACUUGCAAUUCUUAUCAAAUGUGGUUUUGAGUGAUAGGCACAUUAAUGGAGGAAUUAAAAUGAAAAGGGUAGCAGAGCUUGAACACCUACAUGGCAUUUUGGGACUGGAAAAUAUUAUUGAUGAUAUACUUGAUGCACUUCGACCCCAUACAAACUUGAAACAUCUUGAGAUUGACAAUUAUAGAGGUACAACAUUCUCACACUGGAUUAGAGACUUUGCAGUUUCUAAUUUAGUAUCAAUCAAGAUAAGCAAUUGUAAAAAUUGUUGUAUUUUACCACAUGUUGGACAACUAGCCUUUCUCAAAUCUCUCAUUACCGAUGGAUGUGAUAGAGUGAUCUCAAUAGGUGAUGAGAUUCAUCACAAAGGUCCUCAAUUCAGCUGUCUAGAAGUGUUAAGGAUUGAAAAUAUGUUGGUGUGGAAAGAUUGGUCAUUUAGUAAUGAAGCUAUGCAAGGUGGUAAAAUAUUCCCUCUUCUAAAAAGACUUGUACUGAUGAACUGUCCAAAGCUUAGUGUUGGUUUACCUGGUUAUCUUCCAUCCUUGGAACAUCUCAUAAUAUGUAAUUGUGAGCAAAUGGUGGUUCUGCUUCCUGAGAACACAACAGACCAUUACAUCCCCUCCCUCUAUUGCCACCAUUCGUAUAGAUAA
Messenger RNA from Humulus lupulus (European hop), 897 nucleotides. Its product is annotated as putative disease resistance RPP13-like protein 1. The transcript is spliced from 3 exons. Bases 1 to 897 code for a protein of 298 amino acids. Lineage: Eukaryota; Viridiplantae; Streptophyta; Magnoliopsida; Rosales; Cannabaceae. The record is from RefSeq and is a predicted model, not a curated record.